This is a messenger RNA of Scomber japonicus (chub mackerel), 1933 nucleotides long. It is a transcript of the gene cunh6orf120, whose product is annotated as chromosome unknown C6orf120 homolog. NCBI's taxonomy places the organism in Eukaryota, Metazoa, Chordata, Actinopteri, Scombriformes, Scombridae. The record is from RefSeq and is a predicted model, not a curated record. Bases 109 to 663 code for a protein of 184 amino acids. The transcript has 2 exons.
CGAAGAAGAAGUGAACUUUGUUUCCAGCAGGUUUGUGAGUGUUUGCAUGAAGAUGCUGGUGAAGAAAUGACAGCUGUGCUGUCUGACUGAUCAACAGAUGCCUUCAUCAUGAUGCUGAGCUGCAGCGGUCUGGUCGUCGCCCUCCUCCUCUCAACGGCCCGAGGCUUCCUGAACUUCUCGGAGGAUGACGUCCCUGAUGAAUGGGUGCUGCUGCACGUGGUCCAGGGCCACAUCGGGGCGGGGAACUACAGCUACCUGCGCCUCAACCACGACGGCAGGAUCAUCCUGCACAUGCGCAGCCUGAAGGGCGAUGCUGACUUGUACGUGUCCGACAAGACGCUGCGGCCGAGCUUUGACACCUACAAGCUGCAGUCGGUGACCUGCGGCCAGGACGUGGUGGUGGUGCCGGGGGACUUCACGAGGCCCGUGGGCAUCGGGAUUUACGGCCACCCGUCGUACAAGGAGAGCGAGUUUGAAAUGCGGGUGUUUUACGAUCAGACGGUGCUGCAGGACCCGUUCGAAAAGGGCUUGAACCCAUUAGACGACGGACACCCGCAAAACAGGUCGCCUCAGUCCACGGACGAGGACUUUCAGGAGGAGGAGUCGAUCUUUUGGACGAUCCUAAUCGGACUUUUGAAGAUUAUACUUGAGAUUUUGUUUUGAAAGUGGGUUUUUUUUCUUUCCUUCUUUUCUCUCUCUCUGCUGCUGCUGCUGUAUCAGAAGGAGGAGAUUACUUCCUGUGUGUUGGCUCAGUUAGUUUCAAUUAAUUAAAAGAUUAUUUUUCUUUUCAAUCUGUACGGAUGGGAAUGUGUCACGCCAGACUCCAGUGGGAACUCAAGCAUUUAAACAUAUUUCCUUUUACUUGUGAUCAAACAUACAAACAUAACACCUUAAAAACAGUUGAAGUUAAAUCUGUUUCCAGUCAUAAGUCUCUGUGUUUGACGAUACUCACAUGAAUGAAUUUAACAGGGUGUUUUUUUGCCUUUUUCAUACACAGAGAGAAUGAAGUGCAUUAAGGUUCAAAAACAGGUUUCUACAUUUGAGCCUCUGGGUGACAAAAAAAAGGUCAAGAGGUUAAACAUUUGUGGCAUCUUUUUAAAGGAGCAGUUUGUAGAAUUUAGUGGCACCAAGUAGCACAGACUUUGCCGAAAUUUAAUAUAUUAAAUAAGUUUUAAUUAGAGUUAAAUCACCUUUAUAUCUACUGAGGGUUUCUACAGUAGCUCAUAAUGGUUUCACUUUGUGGCACUAAAUUUUACGCACUACUCCUUUUUAAAAGAAGUUAAUACAACACCCACAUGUCCAUAAUUAUUAUGUUUAGAGAGUUAUCGGUCGCUGUGAUGAUUCCUCCUGUUCAUAUCGGCUCUAAAGUGAUCAUUUCCUACCUCAACUACAAUAUAAGAGACAGGAGGAUAGAUUAAAUCUGUGGUCCUCAUUGAGUCUCUGUCCAAGGAUCUUUACAUCUUCUACGUGUCUUUAUAUUCUCGUGUCUUUAUUCAGAGCUGGCAGGAAAACGAGGGAAGAGAGAGAACGAUAAUCCUGCUGGACCGGGAAUCGAUGUAGAGGGUUAUCAUUUCAUCAUCAGCAUUUAAAGACGACAAUCUGAUAAUCAGUUAAAACAAAAAGAGACAAAAGUUGGACUAAAAUACAAGAGUAAAAAAAGAAAGAUCUGGAGUAUCAAACUUUCCUUUUUUUUUAUUUCUGGAGGCUUUUACGACCUGAUUUCAUCACCAGGAACUGAAAUUAAUUAGUCGUUACCGAUGUUUAAAUGUUAAUUUAACAGAUUCCCUGAUGGACAGACAGCCAAACUUUUAUCUGUUGUCUAUUGGAGGUAAUUCAGUGCGGUUAUUGGGCUUAUAAGGGGCAUUUAUGGACUACACAGCAGACUGCUAAUAGAAAGAAGCAGGGUGACGGCUGAAUGGUUAAAUAUGUGUAG